Phytophthora infestans T30-4 is the source of this 1020-nucleotide messenger RNA. Its product is annotated as secreted RxLR effector peptide protein, putative. The coding region runs from base 1 to 1020 and encodes 339 amino acids. Gene Ontology annotation, molecular function: protein binding. NCBI's taxonomy places the organism in Eukaryota, Oomycota, Peronosporomycetes, Peronosporales, Peronosporaceae. The record is from RefSeq and is a predicted model, not a curated record. The transcript has a single exon.
AUGCGAGUACUGCGCGUGACGUUCCUAUGGGCGCUGCUGCUCUUAGUCGCCUUUAGUGCCUCCGUCUACGCUGCUGAAGACGAACCUAAGACUCCGGAGUCCACAUCUAGCGCGAACCCGCGUGACAAUGACCCCGUUAUCCAAGAGAUCCGUGGAUUACGGAACUCUGGCAUGAAGCUGAACGACGCCAAGGACUUUAAAGGCGCCAUCGCGAAGCUACGUGGGGCUAUUACACUGCUACACGACCGAGUGUUUGGUGAAGGACGUGAGGCCAUCACCGACCCCAGCGACAUCUCGCAGGACGCGGCUCUCUACGCCCAGAUCCUCAACGACUACGGCACGGUACUUAUCCGUGCCAAGCAAUACGACGAGGCCAUCGAAGUGCUGGAGGACUCGGUAGCGAUGGUAGAGAAGAUCUACGGAGACAGCCACCCGUCGCUCGGUCUGUCGCUGCGUAGCUUGGCCGACGCAUACAUGGCCAAGGAGGAGUACAAGAUGGCCAUUAAAAAGUACAAAACCCUCCGCAAACAUGUCAAAAAGGGCCUGGAAACGACCCACGAAGCGUACAUUGAGGCGUCGUUGAGGAUUGCCGAGGGGUACAAGAAACUGGGCAAUACAAAGAAGAACUUAAAGGUGCUAAAGGACGCCGUGGAGGCUCAAAACGGAGAGAUCAAUGGCCUGACGACGGGCAUCGCCGAGCUCUACAUGGAGCUGUCGACGGCUCACGUGGCUGUGGGCGAGAUCGAUGACGCUCUGAGAGCCGCGGAGGUUGCAAGUGCGAUCUUCCGGCAACGUGACGGCGAGGACACGCUGUCGUUUGCGUUCAGCUUGAAUGCUCUGGCCGGCGUCAAGAUGCGCCAGAAGAAGGUGGACGAGGCCAUUAAGUUGCUGGAACAGGCCCACAGAAUUGCUGUGCAGAUCUACGGCGAGAAGGACCCAAUCACUCAAGCUAGCGCAAAGACUCUACGAGAGGUGAAGGAGUACAAACUCGACUUGCAGGCGCAGAAGGACGAGCUGUAG